CGUACUUCGCUAGCAGUCAUCAGACGUUCAUAUCUCGACCAAUUCGUUAAAAAUUGAAAAUGAGUGUUUUGGAGUUUAUUUGUCUGACGUUUCUUGUAAACUUAGUAUUUGGUGCAAAACCUGUCGCACGUCCUACAGUUUCAUUUCUGAAAUUGUCAACGUGCCAGGAAUAUGUUACUACCUCGGGACUUUGUGACCACUAUUUCCCUAUUGACGUAUUUAAAAACAACAAAUCUAGUGAAUACAAACUGCAUCUAAAGUUUUACGUUAUGGGCGACCAUGAUGCUAACGUUCAGCUUUCUAAUGGACAAGAUGAAAAAAUGGUCCUGUAUACAAUUGUUGUGGGUGGCUAUAGUAACACAUACUCUCGUAUUCGAAAUGCGUCUUUGCUCACAGCAGGGAUUGACAGCUAUAGGACUGGACUACUUUCGCCCCUUUGGCCUACCCCCAUAGAUGUGCGCCUAAAAUACGAUGGAGAACUAUCGGUCGCUAUUCCUGGUGUUGUAGACCCACUUCUGAGAGCUAGUGCUCCCGAUUUAGACGUGAAGUCACUAUGUUUCAACGUAUAUCUGAGCGAAGGUCGAUGGUUUUACAAUUGCAAUGAGGAGGAUGAAUAUAUUUCAGCGGCUAGUCCUUGCAAAAUCGAUGUUCGAAUGAACUAAUUAGACUCUCAUUGCUGAGCAAAAUAUGCAAUGUGAAGUAAGUUUGAAUGGAACGAUCAAAUACAUAAAUAAAUAAAUUUGACUAGA
Molecule: messenger RNA, 749 nt
Organism: Hermetia illucens (black soldier fly)
Lineage: Eukaryota; Metazoa; Arthropoda; Insecta; Diptera; Stratiomyidae
Exons: 4
Coding region: 60-662 (200 amino acids)
Source: RefSeq, a predicted model, not a curated record